Molecule: messenger RNA, 2990 nt
Organism: Alexandromys fortis (reed vole)
Lineage: Eukaryota; Metazoa; Chordata; Mammalia; Rodentia; Cricetidae
Gene: Tgm1
Product: transglutaminase 1
Exons: 15
Coding region: 144-2570 (808 amino acids)
Biological process (GO): peptide cross-linking
Molecular function (GO): protein-glutamine gamma-glutamyltransferase activity
Source: RefSeq, a predicted model, not a curated record
UCAUAAACCACUUACCCGGCCCGCCCUACACCUUCCACUCGCGUGGCUGCGUCCAGCCUGUUGGUCCCGUCCCAUACGCCCUGACCUGCUCCACCCGGGCUCGGGACCCAGUGGUGCCAUCCCCAACACCGCUGCCAGGCACAAUGGAAGGUCCUCGCUCAGACACGGGCCGCUGGGGUUGGAACCCCUGGCAGCCCCCUACCACCCCGUCGCCGGAACCAGAGCCAGAGCCAGACAGACGCUCGCGUUCCCGCCGAGGAGGAGGCCGCUCCUUCUGGGCUCGCUGCUGUGGCUGCUGCUCCUGCGGGAACAGAGCUGAUGAUGACUGGGGGCCUGAACCUUCUGGCUCCAGAAGCCGAGGGUCCAGCUCCCGGGGCGGCCGGAGACCUGAGUCUCGGGGCAGUGCUGUGAACGCAGCUGGAGAUGGCACCAUCCGAGAGGGAAUGCUGGUUGUGACGGGUGUGGAUCUACUGUGUUCACGCUCGGACCAGAACCGCCGAGAGCACCACACGGAUGAGUUUGAGUAUGAUGAGCUGAUUGUGCGCCGUGGGCAGCCCUUCCACAUGAUCCUCAUCCUGAACCGAGAAUAUGAGUCCUCUGAUCGCAUUGCCCUCGAACUUCUCAUCGGAAACAGUCCUGAGGUGGGCAAGGGUACCCACGUGAUCAUCCCGGUGGGCAGAGGGGGCAGUGAUGGCUGGAAGGCCCAAGUGACCAAGACCAGCGGACACAACGUAAACCUGCGCGUCCAUACCUCCCCUAACGCCAUCAUCGGCAAAUUUCAACUCACUGUCCGCACACGCUCUGAAGCUGGAGAGUUCCAGUUGCCCUUUGACCCCCGCAAUGAGAUCUACAUCCUCUUCAACCCCUGGUGCCCAGAGGACUUGGUGUACGUGGACCAUGAGGACUGGCGGCAAGAAUAUGUGCUUAAUGAGUCUGGAAGAAUCUACUAUGGGACAGAAGCACAGAUUGGCGAACGGACCUGGAAUUAUGGCCAGUUUGAUCACGGGGUGCUGGAUGCCUGUCUGUACAUCUUGGAUCGGAGGGGAAUGCCAUAUGGAGGUCGUGGGGACCCAGUCAGUGUCUGCCGGGUCAUCUCUGCCAUGGUGAACUCCCUGGAUGACAACGGAGUCCUGAUUGGGAACUGGACUGGCGAUUACUCUCGAGGCACCAACCCCUCAGCGUGGGUGGGCAGCGUGGAGAUCCUGCUUAGCUACCUGCGCACCGGCUAUUCUGUCCCCUAUGGCCAGUGCUGGGUCUUUGCUGGUGUUACCACCACAGUGCUGCGGUGCCUGGGCCUUGCGACCCGUACUGUCACCAACUUCAACUCCGCACACGACACAGACACGUCCCUCACCAUGGACAUCUACUUUGAUGAGAACAUGAAGCCUCUUGAGCAUCUGAACCACGAUUCUGUUUGGAACUUCCAUGUGUGGAAUGACUGCUGGAUGAAGAGGCCAGAUCUGCCCUCAGGCUUUGACGGGUGGCAGGUUGUGGAUGCUACACCCCAGGAGACCAGCAGUGGCAUCUUCUGCUGUGGCCCCUGCUCCGUGGAGUCCAUCAAGAACGGCUUAGUCUACAUGAAGUAUGACACGCCCUUCAUUUUCGCCGAGGUUAACAGUGAUAAGGUGUACUGGCAGCGACAGGAUGAUGGCAGCUUCAAGAUUGUGUAUGUGGAGGAAAAAGCCAUUGGCACGCUCAUUGUCACAAAGGCAAUCAGCUCCAAUAUGCGGGAAGACAUCACACACAUCUAUAAGCACCCAGAAGGCUCAGAAGCAGAGCGGAGGGCUGUGGAGAAGGCUGCUGCCCAUGGCAGCAAGCCCAAUGUGUAUGCCACUCGGGACUCUGCUGAGGACGUGGCAAUGCAGGUGGAGGCACAGGACGCUGUGAUGGGACAGGAUCUGGCAGUCUCCGUGAUGCUGACCAAUAAUGGCAGUAGCCGCCGCACCGUAAAGCUGCACCUCUACCUCUCUGUUACCUACUACACUGGUGUCACUGGGCCUACCUUCAAGGAGACCAAGAAGGAAGUGGCACUAGCCCCGGGAGCCUCGGACUCUGUGACCAUGCCUGUGAGCUACAAGGAAUACAGGGCCCACCUCGUGGACCAGGGGGCAAUGUUGCUCAAUGUCUCAGGUCACGUCAAGGAAAGUGGGCAGGUAUUAGCUAAGCAGCACACCUUCCGUUUGCGCACCCCAGACCUCUCUCUUACGUUACUGGGAGCAGCAGUAGUUGGCCAGGAAUGUGAAGUACAGAUUGUGUUCAAGAACCCCCUGCCCACCACCCUCACCAACGUCGUUUUCCGGCUUGAAGGUUCUGGGUUACAGAGACCCAAGGUCCUCAACGUUGGGGAUAUCGGGGGCAAUGAGACAGUCACACUACGCCAGACAUUCGUGCCUGUGCGGCCAGGCCCCCGCCAGCUCAUUGCCAGUCUGGACAGCCCACAGCUCUCCCAAGUGCAUGGUGUCAUCCAAGUGGAUGUGGCCCCAGCCUCUGGAGGCGGUGGUUUCUCAGAUGCUGGAGGUGACAGUCGCCUAGAGGAGAGCAUACCGAUGGCAUCUCGAGGUGGAGCUUAGCCCUGAGCCAGGAACAAUGGAACUGGAAUCAGAUGAACAAGGACAUUACCCCCAACAUGAGGGACCACCACAAAGUAGCUCCCCAGGCUCAGGCAGGAAGGCUGGGGCACCUGGGGAGGCAGUCGACCUUCACUAUCACUAUCAGUGAUGAUAAUAAACUAUUGUUUCUUUUUUUUUUAAUGAAGAUGCUAUUUAGUACACCUGUCAAUCUAGGCCAAGAGGUAUGAAAUCACACUGUAUCAGAGAUUUAUUUGGCAAUUUUUGGGACCCAUGGUUCUGAGAAUUGUGGCUGGGAAGUAACAGUGUCAUCUCAGGCACUCCUGAGAAAGCCUGCUUUGUUUCCUGGCCACCACACCUAGCCCAAACUGUGUUUUGAAAUAUUCUUGAAUAAAUUGGGCCUGAUAGCACAGGCCUGUGAUC